Cannabis sativa is the source of this 888-nucleotide messenger RNA. RefSeq lists its product as uncharacterized. The transcript has 4 exons. NCBI's taxonomy places the organism in Eukaryota, Viridiplantae, Streptophyta, Magnoliopsida, Rosales, Cannabaceae. The record is from RefSeq and is a predicted model, not a curated record. The coding region runs from base 1 to 888 and encodes 295 amino acids.
AUGGUGAGUGAGAAAAAGCUGCUAGAUGAUCCUCUUGAACUAAGUCUAACUGAAGAUGAAUUGACGGAGCAAGAAGGACAAGAGGUCAUGGGGUAUGUGAAGUGGCUUGAUUCCUAUGGGCCUUUGAACAGAAGAUAUUUUGAGGAAUUGGGAGCGGUUCCAAAAGAGCUAAAGCCAUCUACUGAAAAACCCCCAGAACUUGAAUUGAAGGUGCUUCCUAGUCACUUGAGACUUUUGAGGGUACUUCGAGGUCAUAACAAGGCCAUCGCUUGGACACUAGGUGAUGUUAAAGGAAUCAGUCCUUCAACAGUGAUGCAUCGAAUUCUCAUGGAAGACAAUGCCAAACCAACUAUUGAUGCUCAACGAAGACUCAAUCCACCCAUGAAAGAAGUAGUCAGAAAAGAAGUAGUUAAGUGGUUGGAUGCUGGAGUUGCUUAUCCUAUUUCAGAUAGUAAGUGGAUAGCUAUAGCACCUGAAGAUCAGGAGAAGACUACUUUCACAUGUCCCUAUGUGUUUGGUUCUUCCUUUGAUCAUUGUUUGGAAAACCUGGAAAAAGUACUAACAAGGUGCGAGAAGUCUAACUUGGUGUUAAACUGGGAGAAGUGCCACUUUAUGGUAACAGAAGGAAUUGUUCUUGGGCACAAAAUUUCAAAGGCAGGAAUUGAGGUGGAUAAGGCAAAGGUCUCAACAAUAGAAAAUUUGCCACCUCCAGUUUCUAUAAAAGGAGUGAGGAGUUUCCUAGGACAUGCUGGCUUCUACCGCACAUUUAUCAAGGACUUCUCUAAAAUCUCAAAACCUUUAUCGAGCUUACUUGUAAAUGGAGUUCCAUUUGAGUUCGGAGAAGAUUGUUUAAAAGCUUUCAAGAUUUUAAAGGAGAAAUCGACCUGA